UCGAACUUUGAAUCAUUCGUAGUAGUUCAUCCACUUAACCAACAUCGUCUCUGACGCUUGGGAUUCUCUCUUGGGAAACCUGUGAGGUCGACCGAGUAAAGCUUCAUUACUAGGAACGCUCCUUGUCGCGGGGAAAAGUGCCGAUGGCAUCCAACCCGCCACCUAUAAAGCCAUCCUCCUUCCGCCUCCUGAUCCUGUCCCCAUCGCCGCCGGACGUGACGUCGACUCCUCCAUUCCGCCCGUUUCUGGAAGCAGUCACCGGCUCCAAGCCGUCGGACGAAGUGACCUCGUUUGCGGGGUAUACCUCGCACCCGCCGCUGAGCUUGAGGACGAAAUACUACAGCGCCGACGUGAGCAUCUGGUGCGACGAACUGCCCUCGCCCACGGCCGCAGGGGCGACAAAGAGCACCGGCAAGGGUUCGGACCAUGCCGAUUCAGAAGAGGGCCAGCAGCAGCAGCAGGUGGCGGAGUCCGAGUCUGUAACCCUCUCGGAAUGGAGGGAGCAAAUGCUCUCCUUCGAGGCGGCAGAGGUGCGCGCCGUCAUCGGUGGGGUCAUUCUUAUCCUCCCCGUCACCUCGCUACAAUCGUCGAAUGCGUCGCAUGUCUCGCUCGUCGAGACUGUCCAUGCACUUCGUGAAGCGAUCGAGGACGAAAGCUACGGGCGAGAUGUCGCUUCGCUCGUGGUACUACAGGCUACGACAUCGACGGUAAGCAAAGCCAGGCUGAACGAGACGAUGGAGCAUUUGGAGGAGACUUGUUUAUCCGAAAAGGGCAUAUUAGGGUGGGACUUCGUCGUGUGGGAUGGUCAGCUCGAGGCACCAAGCGAGGGAAAAGAUCACCAGACGGCCGAGGAGACGGGAGAUAUAAACAGGGAUGAAGGGGAUGAAAGAAACGAGUUCGGCGAAAAGACAGGGAUCAAACGAGUCAUCGAAGCGCUCGAGGGAGUCGACUGGUCUGCACCACCCCAUUCGGACGGUGAGGAUGAAGGGCACGGGGACUUUGACUUUGCAGAUGUUAAUGAAGACGACGAGGACGCUGGCGAGCUGUUUUCUUCUACGUCAAAGAACAUACUCGGAAACAGCACGGGGCUGCUAGGGUUUGACUAUGAACUCCAACGUGAGAUGAUGGAGUUAAAGAUGUCGAUGCUUGAAGACGCUGACGACAGUGAUGACAAUAACCAGGAAGGUCCCGAGAGGGAGCAAGAAGAUGAAGACACGCAGGUCGAGCAGCUGCAGACGUUGAUGGAGAGAGUCGUCGCAAUCCGCGAGGCUGGGUCAGAGAUGCCGAAGCCCGAGAGGGAGAAGUUCGCGCGGAGGGAGAUUGGGAGGAUCAUGAGGGAGAUGGGCUGAGGCGUCCCUGAUGUGUUUUUUGUGUGCGAUUUAACUGGGAAUCCACGAUUGUACGCUCUCAGUCUCAUUUUUCGACCGUGAAUGGUGACGUUUCCCAC
Molecule: messenger RNA, 1447 nt
Organism: Cladophialophora immunda
Lineage: Eukaryota; Fungi; Ascomycota; Eurotiomycetes; Chaetothyriales; Herpotrichiellaceae
Exons: 1
Coding region: 144-1349 (401 amino acids)
Biological process (GO): vesicle-mediated transport
Molecular function (GO): protein-macromolecule adaptor activity
Source: RefSeq, a predicted model, not a curated record